AUGGUUUCGAACUACGAGAGCGCUGUAACUAACGUGACACUUAUUACGGGUUCCGUCAUACUUGUUUCUUCACUAGUGCUAUAUCAUUUUUUAUAUCGACGUAGUGGUAUCCACUGUAAACUCUAUUCGCUUUUUGGUAUUACGAGAAAGAAAUUAAUAACUCUUGUGGAUUCGGAAGCAACAUAUCCUCUAGCUUUAAUGCAAAAAGAAAUUGUUAACCACGAUACGCGAAGAUUUCGUUUCAAGCUACCCACUAAUGAGCACGUUCUUGGCUUGCCUGUUGGCCAACACAUCCACCUUUCUGCAAAGAUAAACGAAAAGCUUGUUGUUCGUCCAUAUACUCCAAUUUCAUCCGAUGAUGACAAAGGAUAUGUCGAUUUGAUGGUCAAGAUUUAUUUUAAUAACGUUCAUCCCAAGUUUCCGGAUGGUGGAAAGAUGACACAGUAUCUUGAGAAAAUGAAGAUAGGUGAAACAAUUAAUUUUCGCGGUCCCUCGGGAUUAAUUGUUUAUGAAGGGAAUGGAUCCUUUGCUGUGAAGUCAACGAAAAAAGCAGAACCGAAAAGUCAUGUGUACAAAAAUAUUGGUAUGAUUGCUGGCGGCAGCGGUAUCACGCCAAUGUUGCAAAUUAUCUCAGCAAUUAUGAAAGAUCCGGAUGAUUGUACCAAGGUUUCAUUGAUUUUUGCUAACAAAGAUGAAUCCGAUAUAUUGCUUAGAGAUGAGUUAGAUAGGUUAGCUGCGGAGCAUUCAGAGAAGUUCCGUGUGUGGUACACCAUCGAUCAGGCAAAACCUGGCUGGAUAUACUCGACAGGAUUUGUGAACGCAGAAAUGAUUCAAAAGCAUUUGCCGGAACCUGGAAGUGGCACGGUAAUUUUGAUGUGCGGCCCACCGCCAAUGAUCAAGUUUGCCUGUACACCAAGCCUCGAUAAGUUAGGUUAUUCGGAGAGUGACCGUUUAAUUUUUUAA
Brugia malayi is the source of this 963-nucleotide messenger RNA. RefSeq lists its product as uncharacterized. NCBI's taxonomy places the organism in Eukaryota, Metazoa, Nematoda, Chromadorea, Rhabditida, Onchocercidae. Gene Ontology annotation, molecular function: FAD binding; oxidoreductase activity. Gene Ontology annotation, cellular component: mitochondrion. The record is from RefSeq and is a predicted model, not a curated record. Bases 1 to 963 code for a protein of 320 amino acids. The transcript is spliced from 7 exons.